Messenger RNA from Euleptes europaea (tarantolino), 1436 nucleotides. It is a transcript of the gene DCTN4, whose product is annotated as dynactin subunit 4. Gene Ontology annotation, cellular component: dynactin complex. The record is from RefSeq and is a predicted model, not a curated record. Bases 33 to 1436 code for a protein of 467 amino acids. NCBI's taxonomy places the organism in Eukaryota, Metazoa, Chordata, Lepidosauria, Squamata, Sphaerodactylidae. The transcript is spliced from 14 exons.
GAGAGGCUGGGUUGGUCCCCUUUUUUCCUGAAAUGGCUUCGCUGCUACAAUCCGAGCGGGUCUCCUACUUAGUCCGCGGCGAGAAGGAGAUUCGCGCGCCGCUCUCGCAGCUCUAUUUCUGCCGUUACUGCAGCGAGCUCCGCUCCCUCGAAUGCGUCUCUCAUGAGGUGGAUUCUCACUAUUGUCCCAGUUGCCUAGAAAAUAUGCCAUCAGCUGAAGCCAAGCUGAAGAAAAACAGGUGUGCUAACUGUUUUGACUGCCCGUGCUGCAUGCACACUCUUUCUACCCGAGCAACAAGCAUCCCUGCUCCACUGCCUGAUGAUCCUGCCAAGACUACAAUGAAGAAAGCUUAUUAUCUGGCCUGUGGCUUUUGCCGCUGGACCUCCAGAGAUGUAGGCAUGGCAGAUAAAUCAGUUGCCAGUGGAGGCUGGCAGGAGCCAGAAAAUCCUCAUACUCAGAAGAUCAAUAAAUUGGUUGAGUAUUAUCAACAGCUGGCUCAGAAGGAGAAGAUGGAAAGAGAUCGUAAAAAGCUGGUUCGACGCCGGCCCUACAUGCCGCUGGCAUUUUCGCAACACACUAUACAUGUAGUGGACAAAUAUGGCCUCGGCACCAGGCUGCAGCGUCAGAGGCCCGGAGCACCAAUCAGUGCUCUUGCUGGACUCUCGCUGAAAGAAGGAGAGGACCAGAAGGAGAUAAAAAUUGAACCGGCCCAGGCUGUGGAGGAAGUGGAACCUCUCCCUGAGGAUUAUUAUACAAGACCAAUCAAUCUGACAGAAGUGACAACCCUGCGGCAACGCCUCCUGCAGCCAGACUUCCAACCCAUUUGUGCUUCUCAGCUUUACCCACGUCAUAAGCACCUGCUGAUCAAACGCUCAUUACGGUGCAGGAAAUGUGAACACAAUUUGAGUAAGCCAGAGUUUAAUCCUACAUCCAUCAAAUUCAAAAUCCAGCUAGUAGCUGUCAACUACAUCCCUGAAGUGAGAAUCAUGUCUAUUCCCAAACUGCGCUACAUGAAGGAGAGUCAAGUUCUUCUAACUCUAACUAACCCAGUGGAAAACCUUACCCAUGUGACGCUGAAAGAGUGUGAGGAAGGGGAUCCUGACGACAUCAAUAGUACUGCUAAGGUGGUGGUUCCUUCGAAGGAGCUAAUUCUGGCUGGCAAAGAUGCAGCAGCAGAAUAUGAUGAGUUGGCAGAGCCUCAAGAUUUUCAGGAUGACCCUGACAUUAUAGCAUUUCGGAAGGCUAACAAAGUUGGAGUAUUCAUCAAGGUUACUCCACAGAAAGAAGAAGGAGAAGUUACUGUAAGUUUUAAGAUGAAACACGAAUUUAAAAACCUUGCUGCUCCGAUUCGGCCCACGGAAGAAAGUGAUCAGAGCUGUGAGGUCAUUUGGCUCACUCACCAUGUGGAGCUCAGCCUGGGCCCUCUCCUUCCAUGA